AGCCCGCCUGGCCCGGAUUUAAGCGCAGCCCCGCCGGCCGCGGCGCGCUGAGCGCGGGGCGGAAGCGCCCGGCACCUCCUUCCUCCUUUCCGGGCGCAGGCGACGAGGAUGAGCCAGAGGGAUACCCUGGUGCAUCUCUUCGCCGGCGGAUGUGGAGGUACUGUUGGUGCAAUUCUGACAUGUCCACUGGAAGUUGUGAAGACACGAUUGCAGUCUUCCUCUGUGACUCUCUACAUCUCUGAAGUUCAUCUCAACACUGUGAAUGGUGCUGGUGUCAACAGAGUAACCAGAGUUUCUCCUGGACCUCUCCAUUGUUUGAAGAUGAUCUUGCAAAAUGAAGGCCCUCGUUCUCUGUUCAGAGGUUUGGGUCCCAAUUUAGUAGGCGUUGCUCCUUCCAGAGCCAUAUAUUUUGCUGCUUACUCAAACUGCAAGGAAAAGCUGAACAGUAUUUUCAAUCCAGAUUCUACCCAGGUACACAUGAUUUCAGCUGGUGUGGCAGGUUUCACUGCGAUCACAACAACUAAUCCCAUUUGGUUGGUAAAGACACGAUUGCAGCUUGAUGCCAGGAAUCGUGGAGAAAAACGAAUGAGUGCUUUCGAGUGUGUCCGCAAAGUUUAUCGCUCAGAUGGCGUUAGAGGCUUUUACAGAGGAAUGUCAGCAUCCUAUGCAGGCAUAUCUGAGACUGUCAUUCAUUUUGUUAUUUAUGAGAGUAUUAAGAAAAAACUGCUGGAGUAUAAGACUGCUUCUCCCAUGGACAAUGAGGAUGAGUCAGCAAAAGAAGCAUCGGACUUUGUUGGAAUGAUGAUGGCUGCUGCCACUUCCAAAACCUGUGCAACAUCAAUAGCAUAUCCCCAUGAGGUUGUACGAACAAGACUAAGAGAAGAGGGAACAAAAUACAGAUCUUUCUUCCAGACACUGUCUCUGCUCGUGCGGGAGGAAGGGUACGGGUCCCUGUACCGAGGCUUAACCACGCACCUGGUCAGACAGAUCCCAAACACAGCUAUCAUGAUGUCAACCUAUGAAGUUGUAGUCUACCUGCUCGAUGGAUAGCAGUGUGUGAUGAGGCUUCCUGGAAGAAGGUGGAAGAUGGAAAGACUGGAGUGGACCACUGAAUGUCAAUGCCAAUGUGGUGGGCAAAAGGAACGCUAUAUCAGGAACAAGCAGCUGUAGAGAAAACAGAAGGUUGAUUGCGGGCAACUAUGAAUAAUUUUGCUGCCUUACUGUGUGGUCUCUUGGCGGUGUGACAAAUGGGAACUGCCCCUUAGGGAAUGCCUUCAUACAUCUCUUAAUUCAAAAUUAUUACUUCCUUUUCAUCAGUUAAGCUAAACAAAGCCAUGGAGUCAUCUUCAGAGACCUGAUGGAUGAGGGAGGGAAAGAUAUGUUUUUGGGCAGCCUUAUUCACUUCUCUUAGUGAUUGUUCUGUUUUACUUCAGAGUAACCUGUUGGAAGAAUGGCCAAGACAGUACUUUUGUAGAUUUCUAUACCUGAAGAUUCAUAAGAGACUGAGGUAGUAGUCAGUGUGUCAAGUUUUCCAUGUUGCUACCUCAAGACAAAAUACGGUUCAGGGACCCAGAACAGAGUUAUUUCUUCACUACAAAGGAUGAUACUUUUUGUAGUUUUUUAGUUUGCUUAUGGUUGGGUUUUUAUCCCCCUUAAAUUUUGAGCAGUGUUGUAGGUUAGCAAGAGAGGAUCUGAUUACUGAACUCUCUUCAGGUUAUCAGUCUGUUAAUACUGGAUGUAUUUGGAUUUCAAGUUCUGAUGCAUUAUUCUUUUUCUUUUCUGGAACUUUUCUUAAGUUAGGGAGACCUAUGAAA
Messenger RNA from Empidonax traillii (willow flycatcher), 1814 nucleotides. It is a transcript of the gene SLC25A36, whose product is annotated as solute carrier family 25 member 36. Gene Ontology annotation, biological process: pyrimidine nucleotide import into mitochondrion. The transcript has 7 exons. The record is from RefSeq and is a predicted model, not a curated record. NCBI's taxonomy places the organism in Eukaryota, Metazoa, Chordata, Aves, Passeriformes, Tyrannidae. Gene Ontology annotation, molecular function: pyrimidine nucleotide transmembrane transporter activity. Gene Ontology annotation, cellular component: mitochondrion. The coding region runs from base 109 to 1050 and encodes 313 amino acids.